Messenger RNA from Peromyscus eremicus (cactus mouse), 1940 nucleotides. RefSeq names its product EGF containing fibulin extracellular matrix protein 2 (gene Efemp2). Bases 85 to 1473 code for a protein of 462 amino acids. Gene Ontology annotation, molecular function: calcium ion binding. The transcript has 10 exons. NCBI's taxonomy places the organism in Eukaryota, Metazoa, Chordata, Mammalia, Rodentia, Cricetidae. The record is from RefSeq and is a predicted model, not a curated record.
GGCCUGCUUUGGAAGGCUCCGCUGCUCCCUACACAGUCCUGAGACGACAGCUGGGGACCCAGGCUUCCCUUCCUGAUACAGGGAAUGGGGGGUGUCGUGGCAGAGGCCCCUGACCCCUGCCCACCACCUCCCAGCCCCAGGAUGCUCCCUUUUGCCUCCUGCCUCCCCGGGUCUUUACUGCUCUGGGCGCUUUUGCUGCUGCUCUUGGGAGCAGCGUCUCCACAGGAUUCCGAAGAGCCGGACAGCUACACGGAGUGUACAGAUGGGUAUGAGUGGGACGCAGACAGCCAGCACUGCCGGGAUGUCAAUGAGUGCCUGACCAUCCCUGAGGCCUGCAAAGGUGAAAUGAAAUGCAUCAACCACUAUGGAGGCUAUUUGUGUCUGCCUCGAUCUGCUGCCGUCAUCAAUGACCUACAUGGCGAAGGACCUCCACCACCAGUGCCCCCUGCUCAACACCCUAAUCCCUGCCCACCAGGCUAUGAGCCUGAUGAACAGGAGAGCUGUGUGGAUGUGGACGAGUGCGCCCAGGCUGUGCAUGACUGUCGCCCUAGCCAGGACUGCCAUAACCUGCCUGGUUCCUACCAGUGCACCUGCCCUGACGGUUACCGAAAAAUCGGGCCGGAGUGUGUGGACAUAGACGAGUGUCGCUACCGCUAUUGCCAGCACCGAUGUGUGAACCUGCCCGGCUCCUUUCGCUGCCAGUGUGAGCCAGGAUUCCAGCUGGGACCUAACAACCGCUCUUGUGUGGAUGUGAAUGAGUGUGACAUGGGAGCCCCAUGUGAGCAACGCUGCUUCAACUCCUAUGGGACCUUCCUGUGUCGUUGUAACCAAGGCUAUGAGCUGCACCGGGACGGCUUCUCCUGCAGUGAUAUCGAUGAGUGCAGCUACUCCAGUUACCUCUGCCAGUAUCGCUGUGUCAAUGAGCCAGGCCGCUUCUCCUGUCACUGCCCACAAGGCUACCAGCUGCUGGCCACGAGGCUCUGCCAAGACAUUGACGAGUGUGAAUCAGGUGCACACCAAUGUUCUGAGUCCCAAACCUGUGUGAACUUCCAUGGGGGCUACCGCUGUGUGGACACCAACCGUUGCAUGGAGCCCUAUGUCCAAGUGUCGGACAACCGCUGCCUCUGCCCUGUCUCCAACCCCCUGUGUCGAGAACAACCUUCAUCCAUUGUACACCGCUACAUGAGCAUCACCUCGGAGCGAAGUGUGCCUGCGGACGUGUUUCAGAUCCAGGCAACCUCUGUCUACCCUGGUGCCUACAAUGCCUUUCAGAUCCGUGCUGGAAACACACAAGGGGACUUCUACAUUAGGCAAAUCAACAAUGUCAGUGCCAUGCUGGUUCUUGCCAGGCCAGUGACAGGACCCCGGGAGUAUGUGCUGGACCUGGAGAUGGUCACCAUGAACUCUCUUAUGAGCUACCGGGCCAGCUCCGUACUGAGACUCACCGUCUUUGUGGGAGCCUACGCCUUCUGAAGGAGACCCUCAGGGAAGGGUUGGGUGGGGCCCCUUUCUUUCUCCCUCCCAUAGCUUAAGGAGCCUGGGGUUUAGGGAUGACUGUUCUGCUUAAAGAGACAAUGACGUGAAGGACAAUAAAGGGAGAAAGGAGUCCUAGUGGCCAAGGUGGGUGAGUAACCUCAGCCUGGGAAGGGGCUGGGCUUGUGAAAGCAGCAGGCAAAUUUCACCCGAAGGGUCCUCUCUGCAUUCAGGCUGAGAAGGUUCCAGAGCCAAGAGUCAUCCUUCAUAAUCAACCUGCGCAGGGAGUUCUAAGGAGUGUACACUUCAGGCUUUAACACAGAGCUUGGCUGAGGCUAGGGCCCAGAAACCACAUUCAGGUCAGUGCCUGGAGGUCUGGGUUUACCAUCCUAGCCUUACCCCAAACUCUGCAUUUGGACGAGCCCUACUGUUCUCCAAUCACCAAAAUGAGGCAACUGGACUGAGAA